AAGUUUAAUUAAAAAAAACAAAGUGAUAAAGGAGUGCAAUUAAAAGAAUCAAAAUUUUAGAUACUUUCAAAAUAAUUAAAGAAAACUCAAGAGCCUAGAAUAAAUUAUUUAAUGAAGAAUAGAAAUGCUGUGUCUUUGAAUUAAAUUUUGGCGAGCUAAAGAAACAAUAAAUAUAUUAGCGAAGGUUAAUUAGAUCCCAUACUAGCUUACCAUUUAAAAGUUAGAACUGAAAAAAGAAGAAGUGAAUAAAUGGAUAACAUAAAAUAAAAAGAAAACAACCAUUUUAUAUAGAUUGUGUAAUUAUCUGAGAAUACAGCCAUAUAAGAAAAUAUUAAUAGCUUAAAUUCUUAAUAAAAUCUUUUAUAGAGUGCUGAAAGAAAUCAAGAAAUAACGAACCAAAAUAACUCAAAUCAAAAAUAUUUAAUCAAUAGCCCUAAAACUAACAUCCCUAACUCUAACUCUACGUUGAUAAAAGAAUACUCAACAUAAAACAAUAUAAAUGAGCGUUCUGCCUCAAGCUAAUUUUUAUCUAAAAGAAAUAUCAGUCCAUUAGAAAAAGUAAAACUAAAAGGUCUUAAAUCUAUAGAAUCAAGUCCUUCAAAGCCUACAUCAAAUAAUUCACUUAAGUCACCAUCUAUAAUCAAAAUCUUACCAUAAUUAACUACUAGAAGGACUUCCUUAAUUUAAAAUGUGGGAUAAAGCUUAAAUGAUUUAAAAACUGAAUACAAAGAAAUAAUGUCUGCAAAGACUGAGAGAUAAAAUAUUUUUUUGAAACAGCAGGAAGAGAAAUAAAAAUAAAUGCAUUUUGAUCUCAAAAAUUCAAUUAAUAGAUUAAACAAUUAAUCUAUUGUAAAAGAUGCUGCUAACCUCUACGGAUAGGUCGAUUGCUUCUUGGCAGGAAGCAUUAAUUACUCAAAUUAUUUGCAAAAUCAAGACAAUGUAUUUUCCCUCAACUAGAAAUUAAUGGAAGAAGGAAUUAUAGCAAACACUUCUUAAGUUUCCUUCAUUAAAAAGCGUAAAAAAAAGCAAGAAGAAACUUAAUCAGAUACAUAAGCUGAAGAACUGUAUGAAGGUAAAUUAAGAAAAUAGCAUAAAACUUAGAUAAAAAGUAAAAAUGAUUUAGAUGAUAUUCUUGGCACUAAAAAGAAAUAAGAAAGAGAGGAAAUAUUAGCAAAAGUAGCUAAAUUUUUAAUGUAAAAAAAGUAAACAAAGAAUAAUGGUUAGAAUAAUUAUAAUAAAUGGUAUAUUAAUCCAGAGUACAGAAACGUUUAAAGAGUUGAUAGAUAGGAAAAACUUUAUCCUUAUGCCUUUGAUUAAAAUUAUUUGUAUAAUAAUAUUGAAAAUUACGAAGAACUUUAUAGAGACAAUCCAUUUGAUAAAAAGCUAGCAUAAUAAAGAUAACAAAUUAAAGAUUCACAAAAACUAAAAAUUGAAAAUUUAAGAAGUAUGUUAGUUAAUUCUGAUGUCAUUAAAAGCUAUACAAAAUAACUAGUUUAAAAUGGAGAAAGAAUUCCACUGUUUAUGAAAGAAGUUUUUGAUUAAGAUGCAGGUAAGGUGAAAGCAAGAUCAUCUUUGCUCAAUAGGUAUUACAAUUAAAGUACAGAAUCUGAUAAAGUUUGA
This is a messenger RNA of Tetrahymena thermophila SB210, 1620 nucleotides long. RefSeq lists its product as hypothetical. The transcript has 5 exons. The record is from RefSeq and is a predicted model, not a curated record. NCBI's taxonomy places the organism in Eukaryota, Ciliophora, Oligohymenophorea, Hymenostomatida, Tetrahymenidae.